AUGUCUCAUUCAGGGGAGGCAGCGACGCGCCAGGCCGAUGAAGAGCAUGGCGCGUCUAGCAUACACACUACGGCCACGACGAAUCAGGCCAUGAACCUAGGCAAAUGGCGGCGAGUGGCAGGCUUGGUGUUGCUAGCCAUCACCGUCCUGCUCUGGACGGCUACCAAUUUCCUGGCUUCGACCAUCUUCGCCGACGAUACCUACAGCAAACCCUACUUCGUCACCUACGUCAACACAUCCUUCUUCAUCCUACCCCUAAUCCCGAUUCUUAUCAACAAGGCAUAUCGAAACCCGGAGGAACUCAGGAGAUGGAAAGAGGAAGUCAGCACAAGAAUUCGCCGACAGUAUACGGCCGUGCAGCAAGACGAUGCUGAAGCGCCCAGCUAUCAUGACAGCCCAGUGCUCACAACCACGAGGACGAGCUCGAGAUCACCCAUGCCCGACAUCAGGCUAGGCGGAGCAAUGGAGAGAAGCUUGGAAUUGCCGCCAAAGGAUAUGCUUGAGGAUGCACAGCCAGGACCAGCACCGCCUCUGACCCUGGCCGAGACUGGCAUGCUCGCCUUGGAGUUCUGCAUGCUGUGGUUCCUCGCCAACUACUUUGUUGCCGCUUGUCUGCAGUAUACCACUGUCGCCUCGUCGACGAUUCUCACCAGCACCAGCAGUGUCUUCACCCUCGUCUUUGGCGCCAUGUUCAAGGUGGAGAAGUUCACCAUCCGCAAACUGCUCGGAGUGACGGCUUCUCUGGCUGGCAUCAUCCUGAUCUCAACCAUCGACUUGUCCGGCAGGAACAGCGACGAUGAACAUCGCGGAGACUUUCCGGAAAAGAGCACGCGCGAGAUGGCUGUGGGAGACUUGCUGGCCUUCUUGUCUGCCAUCAUGUACGGUCUUUAUGCCGUCUUCAUGAAGAAGCGCAUCUCAGAUGAGACGCGUGUCGACAUGCCCGUGUUCUUCGGCCUGGUCGGCAUCAUCAACGUUCUCAUCCUCUGGCCUGGCUUCUUCAUCCUGCACAAGACUGGCAUCGAGACCUUCGAAAUGCCUCCUACCGGCUUCGUUACUGUCAUCAUCCUAUGCAAUAGCAUUGGAAGCUUGGUCAGCGACAUGGCAUGGGCGUAUGCAGUGUUGCUCACUUCACCCAUCGUCGUUACUGUCGGGCUCAGCUUGACGAUCCCAUGCUCGCUCAUCGCACAGAUGGUGCUCAACAAUCAGACGGUUGGACCAUGGUAUUGGCUUGGAGCGUGCAUCGUCGUGCUUAGCUUCCUCUUCGUCAACCAUGAAGAGAAGGAGGAGGAAGAAGCGGCACCUGAGGAUGUUACUGUCACCGAACGAUCGCCUACCAAUGCCACCUAA
Messenger RNA from Fulvia fulva, 1347 nucleotides. RefSeq lists its product as uncharacterized. The record is from RefSeq and is a predicted model, not a curated record. Gene Ontology annotation, biological process: regulation of peptide transport. Bases 1 to 1347 code for a protein of 448 amino acids. Gene Ontology annotation, cellular component: membrane. NCBI's taxonomy places the organism in Eukaryota, Fungi, Ascomycota, Dothideomycetes, Mycosphaerellales, Mycosphaerellaceae. The transcript has a single exon.